ACCUUUACUGUGACCGUUAACUUCUCUCCUCUAUUAAGCCUCUGAGUCCGGAAGACAAAGACAAUGGGAGAAGAGAGUAGGACAUGGUGAGUUGAAGCAGAAAAAUCAAAAACCCAAAAUCUCCGAGAUUAGCCAUGGCUGCUUUCUCUAGUUCACCACUACUUUACAUGUCGAAAAACCCUAUUUCUUUGAACUUCCCGUCUCCAAUUGUCUUCUUCCUUCCUUGUUAUCACCAUGCGCCUUCGCCUCACCUGCAUUUCCGUGCUCUCUGUGCCCUAAAAACUGGGUCGGACGGAGGCAGUGUUGGGAGUCGAGACGCUUACAACUCAGAGAUACUGAGGAAGCCCGUCAUGUCGUCGGUAGACGACGAUGUUGGUUCUGCCAAGGCAGCCAUUUCGAACAGUGACUUCGGGGAACCCGCUGAAGAAGGAAAAAAGGGUUACAAGGAAGAAGAUGAAUGGGUUGAUUGGGAAGAUCGAAUUUUGCAGGAUACGGUGCCGCUUGUUGGUUUCGUUAGGAUGAUCCUUCACUCUGGAAGAGACAAAAGCUUCGAUAUGCUUGCUCCCGAGCAUGAAGGAAUCAUCAACCCACUCCUCCCCCACUUUCCCUUGCGGGAAAAGAGAAUCAACUGUGCCAUAAACAAAAUUACGAUUGGAUAUCAUCCUGAAUUUGAGAGUUCUCGUUGCUUGUUCAUAGUCCGUAAGGAUGGGGAAAUGGUGGAUUUCUCAUUCUGGAAAUGCAUAAAAGGUCUGAUCAGGAAAAACUAUCCUCUGUAUGCAGAGAAUUUCAUCCUCAGACAUUUUCGACGGCGUAAGUCCAAAGAAUGACUGAACCUAUCAAGCACGUAGCCUUCAUUUAUUAUUGUAUUUAGAAAAAGAAAAAGGUAGACGGAAAGGCACAGUGGGCUUCAUACAAUUGAAUUAGUAUUGUGCAAAAAAUCAUUGUAUUUGUAGCAAGUGAUAGGCAGGAAGGAAAAAAUUUUCCUUUUUCAA
Messenger RNA from Macadamia integrifolia, 992 nucleotides. RefSeq names its product protein DCL homolog, chloroplastic. Gene Ontology annotation, cellular component: chloroplast. NCBI's taxonomy places the organism in Eukaryota, Viridiplantae, Streptophyta, Magnoliopsida, Proteales, Proteaceae. The transcript has 7 exons. The record is from RefSeq and is a predicted model, not a curated record. Gene Ontology annotation, biological process: chloroplast organization; chloroplast rRNA processing. Bases 135 to 827 code for a protein of 230 amino acids.